GCAGUCAUAGCUUGCAACAAAAGACACAGGCCUGAAAGCAACUCAGUAGAUGUUGUUGUGUCCGAGAUUCCCAUGGAAGAUUUGGAAAAAUCUCCAGCUCCAAUCCUUCCGUAUAAUCAUAUUCCUCAUCGUCCGAUACGUGCUGAAGCUUGUUCUACAGAUUUGCCUGACUACUUUAUUGCGAUUUCAAAUGUUCCGAACGUUUCUUCACGCUUAGGACAGCGAGGAUUUUGGACUGAAGACAUUGAUAACUCGGAUGAUGAAAAUGACCCGCCACCAUGUUAUGAGCAAGCUCUUAGAAUG
Porites evermanni is the source of this 303-nucleotide messenger RNA. Lineage: Eukaryota; Metazoa; Cnidaria; Anthozoa; Scleractinia; Poritidae. The record is from the annotation of a GenBank genome assembly.